This is a messenger RNA of Colletotrichum chrysophilum, 1479 nucleotides long. RefSeq lists its product as uncharacterized. Lineage: Eukaryota; Fungi; Ascomycota; Sordariomycetes; Glomerellales; Glomerellaceae. The record is from RefSeq and is a predicted model, not a curated record. The transcript has 4 exons. Bases 1 to 1479 code for a protein of 492 amino acids.
AUGGCAUCUGCGUCUGUUGAUGCGGCCGCGGGGGCGACAGCCGCCAACGAUGCCCCGGCUCCCAGAAAGUACAAAGCCUCUGAUCUUCCUCUGCCGUCUGCCACCCGAGCUGCCAUCGAUUCACUGGCGCAUAGCUUCAAGAAGAAGGGAGGCUACGACGCAAUUCGUAAAGAAGUGUGGGACAAGUUCGCUGCCAGCGACUACGAGGAACAAGUUACGAAAGCUAUCCUCGAGGUCGCCGAACACGAGGUUCAACGAAACCCCCACCAACUUCUCACACUCGACCGCGGAAAGGCUGCCGCUCUUAUUGAUGGCGCUCUCGAGCGAUCUGGCGUCUACCAAAAGGCUGAGCAGGUCAUCACACAGCUCAUCGAUAAGAAGGCUAUUGAGGAGCGAAUGCGCCAGCUUCGUCGAGCCGACAUUGGCGAGGAAGAAGCGACCGCAGAGCAACAACGAGGCGCCAAAACAGAUGAGGAAUACCAUGCCGAUACUAUGGGGAGAAGAGCUGAGCGGGAGAGAGUGCGCGAAGAGCUAAGGCAGAAGGAGCUAGCCAUCGAGGAAGAGAAGCGUAAGAUCGCCAGAGAGGAGCGAAAGAAGGUCGAAAAGGAGCGCGAAAAGGCGGAAGAACAACGCAAGGCAGAACGAGACGCCCGCAGAGCUGCUAGGGAAAAGGCUCAGGCUGAGCGAGACGCCGAGCGAGACGAACGCCGCAGGCAAAGAGACAGGGAGCGGAGUCGAGACCGGAAUCGCGACAGGAGUCGAAGCCGCAGCCGUCGAAGAGACCGGGACCGCGAUCGCGAACGUGACCGUGAACGCGAUGCCGAACGCGAGCGUGAGCGGCAAGAGGAAAGGGAACGGAGACGCAAACAGCGAGAAGAGGAGACUGAGAAGGCCAAGAAGAACCUCACCCAGGAAGAUAUGAAGAGGCUCGAAGAGGAAGCCCUUUUGGAUCUCUUGCGCGAGAGCACCCACGGUGCAGCGAAGCAACCCGAGAUGGAAAUUGAUGAGGCGUUGGCUCCCCCGCCUAGAAAGCUGGCACCAGCGUCUGCUAUCAUGCCUAUCAAGAAGGUCUCUUCGCGCGAUUCGCCAAAGGUCUCGGAAUCCAAAAAGCCCUCUGAUCCGGUGGUAAAGAAAGAAGCAAGAGAUGCCAGUGUGGCUGCCGCGCCAAAGGUUGAGACGACAGAGACACGGACCAGAAGCCUCAGGUCGGCCUCCAAACUGGACAAAGAGCAGGAGGUUAGAGAGACAACAAAGAUGGACGAGGUUCGAAAGCGGGAAAAGGAGGCCAAGGCAUACUUGGCCGCACAGCGCGAGGCUCGUGAGAAGGGCAUGCCCGUACCAGGAAUCGAUGACAAGAGGAGUACAGGGGAGCGAUCUCCAGAAGCCAAACGGAAGCGUGAUCUGGACGAGAUUGAUCGACCGCCGCCGCAGCCGGUCGCGGAGCAGAAGUCGAGCCAAGGAUCGCGACAGGGAGCGUGA